CACCGCUCCGCAUCGUUCCUGCUGCCGUAGCCGCCUGCGAGCGGCUCCGCUCCCUUCCCUCCGGCGCGGGGUCGCUCGAGGAUUAGGGGCGGAGGGAGCUCCACCGGCGGGAGGCAGGCGCGGAGGCGGGUCCGUCAGCAUCCCUGCGCUCCGCUCCGCUCCGCGCGGCCCGGCGGCGCCGUAGGGCGAGCAACGCUGCGGGCGCGGGAAGGGGCCGAGUUGCCGGAGGUGCCCGGGGCGCCGGCGGCUCCCGGCGGCUCCCAGAGGGCCGGAUCCGCGGCGGGAGAAGCCGCGGCUGCUGUUGCCGUGUCCGUCCGUCCCCCGCGGCGCCGGCGCUCCCGGGAUGGGCCUCCCGGCGCUGGGGCUGUGGCUGCUGGCGGCGGCGGGGAUCGUGCGCGAGUCCCUACAAGGAGAGUUCCAAAGGAAGCUUUACAAGGAGCUGCUGAAAAAUUACAACCCUCUGGAGCGACCAGUUGCAAAUGAUUCCCAGCCACUCACUGUCUACUUCACUCUCAGCCUCAUGCAGAUCAUGGAUGUGGAUGAAAAGAAUCAAGUAUUAACAACAAAUAUCUGGCUACAAAUGUACUGGACAGAUCAUUAUCUACAGUGGAACGUGUCUGAGUACCCGGGAGUGAAGAACGUCCGUUUCCCAGAUGGACUGAUUUGGAAGCCUGAUAUUCUUCUCUAUAACAGUGCUGAUGAAAGGUUUGAUGCGACUUUUCACACCAACGUUUUAGUCAAUUCUUCAGGACAUUGCCAAUACCUGCCCCCAGGCAUAUUUAAAAGCUCCUGCUACAUAGAUGUGCGCUGGUUUCCAUUUGACGUUCAGAAAUGUAACCUGAAGUUUGGAUCCUGGACUUAUGGAGGCUGGUCCUUGGACUUACAGAUGCAAGAAGCAGAUAUAUCUGGCUACAUUUCAAAUGGGGAGUGGGAUUUAGUAGGAGUUCCUGGGAAGAGGACUGAGAGCUUUUAUGAGUGUUGUAAAGAACCCUACCCAGAUGUAACAUUCACAGUAACCAUGAGACGUAGGACUCUCUAUUAUGGACUCAAUCUCCUUAUUCCCUGUGUACUGAUAUCAGCACUUGCUUUGUUAGUUUUCCUGCUUCCAGCAGACUCAGGAGAAAAGAUCUCACUAGGUAUCACAGUUUUAUUGUCUCUCACUGUGUUCAUGCUGCUUGUGGCUGAAAUUAUGCCAGCAACCUCUGACUCCGUGCCCUUAAUCGCUCAGUAUUUUGCCAGCACUAUGAUUAUUGUUGGUCUUUCUGUGGUUGUCACUGUUAUUGUUCUACAAUACCACCACCAUGAUCCAGAUGGCGGAAAAAUGCCUAAAUGGACAAGGAUCAUCCUUCUGAACUGGUGUGCUUGGUUUCUGAGGAUGAAAAGACCAGGGGAGGAGAAAGUGCGUCCUGCCUGCCAACACAAACAGCGCCGCUGCAGCCUGUCCAGCGUGGAGAUGAACACUGUGAGCGGGCAGCAGUCCAGCAAUGGCAACAUGCUCUACAUUGGCUUCAGGGGGCUGGAGGGGGUUCACUGCACACCCACCACCGAUUCAGGGGUAAUCUGUGGGAGGAUGACCUGCUCACCAACAGAUGAAGAAAACCUGCUGCACAGUGGCCACCCCUCUGAAGGCGACCCAGAUCUGGCUAAGAUUUUGGAAGAGGUGAGGUACAUUGCAAACCGGUUCAGAGACCAGGAUGAAGAGGAAGCCAUUUGCAACGAGUGGAAGUUUGCAGCCUCUGUAGUGGAUCGGCUCUGCUUGAUGGCCUUUUCAGUCUUCACCAUCAUUUGUACAAUUGGUAUUUUAAUGUCAGCACCAAACUUUGUAGAGGCCGUGUCUAAAGAUUUUGCUUAACUCCCAACUAGAACCUGCUUCUCUGAAUGGUAUGUAGCAAAUAAGAACGUGGGGUUUUUGAUUGCUUGUUUCUAAUGAGUGUACUGCUUCUCAUUGUCUGCUUUCUUUUGCCCCCCUCUCUGGUCCUGAGUUCCUUUUGGAAGAGUGGCACCAUUUCGGAAGGGAAGCUAAGGAUUUCUCUCUGGGCUGCCUGGGCACAGCUCCUUUGAGCGCUCUUUUGUGGAAAAUGCAGUGGCUGCAAGUCCCUUCAGAAUGACAGAGUGUUGCACCACAGUCUCUCACACACGUUUGAACUGGCCAUUACAAAAUCAGAGGUAGACAAUGCCAGAAAUGUCACUUCUUCCAGAUUUUGUUACAAAGGAUAAUGUGGUCCAUCUUAACUAUUAGAAUGAGUGAUUGUAAACACUGAUGUUUAGGAGGGGAUAAAAUCCACAUGGAUGCUCAAACAGCAGAGAGAAAAGGGAGAAAUAGUUGGCUUUUUGGUUACUGCUUCUUACUGAGCUGUCAUGUGUAGCUCUCCAGCUCACUCACAACCAGUCAGCCUGUACCUCCCUCCAUGCACUUUGAAUAGAGCAGAAACGACUUUCAGAAUUCUGAAUCAAAGAUCUGAAAGUUGAGGGGACACACCAUAUAACGUGUCCUUCCAUAUCUUUCUGGAUCUGACCUAGAAAUAUGGCCUGAAUUCUUAAACAGGCUUCACAGUAAUUUGUGCAGUGUUUACUACUUCUUCCUUCUCCCCAGAAAGGCAUUCUUCCAACUGAUGACCUUUUUAACUACCAAAAGAAAAAUGAUUGAUUUAGGAUGCCUUUAUCAUCACUUGUUUAAAAAAAAAAAACCAGCAACCCCCACACUUGUCUCUUUACUGUUAACCAGACCUCAGUGUGGGAAAAGUAACUCAGUGUCUUGUACAGGCUUAAGCAUAAGUGAGGACUCAAAAGAAAAGAAGCCAUUAAAUCCUGAGAUCAAUGUUUUCAUUUAAAAAUGGAAUGUUUGAUCUGCUGUGUGCUUAGCCUUCUCUAGAACUCCUUCUGUUGAGUCACCAUAACAUUGUCUUUACAAGAAAACUGCACCUUUUCUGCUCAGUUUAUCAUCAGAUGAGUACUAAUGAAUAAUAAAGCUUUUCAGGUCUGAUACAAACUAUGAAAUGUAUAAAUAUACAUUUAUAUAUACAUAGCAUAUACAUCCACAGAAAGGUUAAGACUUAAAUACAAAUUCUCCUAGACAGACUUUUGCAAAGGCAAAACUAAUAGUUCAUGUCACUUUGAUGUCUUAAUGAAAAGGACUGAGCUGAGAAUACCAGGACCUGAAACUUUGUGUGUACAAAAUAGCUGAGAAUUAAUCCCUUGCUGGCACACCAGUAUUCCCAACCAGUGAUGUAAGUGGUAAAAGAUGUGGGGGAGGAUUACUUUAGCACUGGCUGCUUCUUUUAUCCUGCAAAAUCCCCAUUUUUUGGCUGAGGUCUUCAGAGACAUGAACAGGGGCCUGUUGUACCAUGUUUUUACUGUGAAAUAAACUCAAGGCCUCAGUUUAUCUUCUAAGUGGAUUAAAAUAAAGUGACUGAAAUGCUUAUUCUCCCUAGGUAAUGAUUUCCUUUUCAGAGUCUGCUCCCCUGAAAGCAGGAGAAUCAAACUUCAUGUAGACCAAGCCUAGAGUCACCACAGGUACCAUCCAUCACCUGAGUGAACACCUUGUGCCAGCACCUUCCUGCCUGAGAUAGGCAGGAGGAGUGAAAGGAAGGCAGGAUAUCUCUCACAGUUUGUGAAUUCUGUCCUCCUGAAGGUGCAUUAGAAUCUUACACUGCAAAGACACGAGCAAAACAUUCAACACCACCUUGAAAGCUCAUCCUGAAACCAUAGAAUUACCUAUAAAGGAGUUAUGUUUUCAGGAACAAGGAUUAACAAUAAGCCAUGUACUAAUUCCUGCAAGUAGUUUCUAGUUUGUAGAUUGCAUAUGAAUGGGAAACUUUCAGUCCAAAAUCUGAAAUGUGAGUUUUGUUCAUUUGUGAAUAACUACACAUAUCAUGUGGCACGUGCUGCUCCCCUGAGUAAUGUUCCUAGGCUGGCAUUCCUGGUGGGAAUGUUGAUUUGCAUUGGUAGUUUCCUCUCUGCGAGUAUCCCUAAGUAGCUACGUAGAGCGUUCCCUUUAGUCUUUGUAAGUUUUUUGGGGUCCUCUUGGAGAAUAAUUUCCUAGGAAGAAAUGAAGACUUUUGAGGACUGUCUUGCACAAUGGGACACAAUUAAUGCAAUCAUGAUACAUGUAAUGUAGGAAGCAUGAGAGUCCCUCUCUUUGCACCCAAAUCCACCUACAGUAUCUGUAGAAAUCAUCUUGCUAAAUACAGGAGGAUGGAGAAAGCAAGUUACAAUUUGAUAGUAAACUCCAUUAUCAGUGACAGACACGCCUGGGCUUAAAAUCUGGAGCCUGGUGCUCGGCUUUUAGUGAAGUCCUGCCAAAGUCUGUAACAGGGAGUUUGUGACACGGGCAGAGAACCCCAGAGGUGUGAGACAGAGGAGCUGUGAGGCACCAGCACUCUGCCUCCUCCACUGCCUUCAUGGCUGGCAGGACUCAUGGAAAUGCACCAAGGGGACAAGGGAACCCUCAUUUUCCUGCUGUUAACACAACCUGUAGACAUUUGGUAGUAAGUUUAUUAUACAUUUUAAAUAUAACAGUGCCAACUCCUCCAUUAUGUUCUUUUGCACCUGUGAGUCCCAUUCCCCUGUAACUGAGCUGAGCAAAAUGGGUAUGUUUCUUGUCAAACUGUGUGUGUCAAAUAUAUUUGUGUAUGCUAAACAAUAUUUUGAUCUAAACGCUGUGAAAAAAUAUUUAUUUACAAUUUGGGCAUAGAGAUGGAAAUUAAAUUCUGUAUACAGUAUGUGUAUAUAAUAUUAAAGACUACAUAUUGAUGGGAAGGAUCUGUUAUAAUCUUAAGAGUCCAGAGGGUAAGCAAGUGGUUCACCACAACUAAGCUGUGGCUUGCCUGACAAAUUCAAAAGCUCACUCUAGAGCUCAGCUGUCAUGUACAAUACUAUGUGUGAACAAUGUAUAUUGCUUUUUCUGUUUUUAUAUUGAAUUGUAUUGAAUAUUUAAAAGACUUUUUAAUAUUUUAAAAAUUUUAUUUAAGUGUUAAUGCC
Messenger RNA from Pipra filicauda (Wire-tailed manakin), 4980 nucleotides. RefSeq names its product cholinergic receptor nicotinic alpha 7 subunit (gene CHRNA7). Gene Ontology annotation, biological process: nervous system process; chemical synaptic transmission; monoatomic ion transmembrane transport. Bases 344 to 1852 code for a protein of 502 amino acids. Gene Ontology annotation, molecular function: acetylcholine-gated monoatomic cation-selective channel activity; transmembrane signaling receptor activity. NCBI's taxonomy places the organism in Eukaryota, Metazoa, Chordata, Aves, Passeriformes, Pipridae. The record is from RefSeq and is a predicted model, not a curated record. The transcript has 10 exons. Gene Ontology annotation, cellular component: postsynaptic membrane; synapse; neuron projection.